UCACGAUAGAUGAGUAGGUCUCAUCAUGAGCGGCUCCAAAGGUGAACGCCACCUCGCCGUCGCUCGGGGGCUGGCGCCGGCUGGGCUUGGCACACAAAAUAUCAUAAUACCGCCGCGCUCACUACCUUUUGCUCCUUAUCACAUACCGCAAAGUUUACCGCACUUGUGCUUGCACGACGCAACCAUUUUCUGAGCCUCCUGUGUGAUCAGUUUAGGUGUCCACCCGUCUAAGUGGAAUAGGCUUGCAGACCUGAACGUCCUGCCGACGAAAGUCACAGAUCUAGUCUCUAGUCCCUUUUGAGGUGCACUGGUGGUUAGGACUCUCUUGUUGUACAUUGUACAUACGUAGGGAGGAUAAAAGAUACAGGUUCCUAGACCGUCCUACUUGUAGGCGCUCUUCGAGUCUCGAAGGAUUCUGUUCACAGUUCCUUCAAUUCUAUACAACAUGUCUGCUUCUGCUAGACAAACCCCCGCGCCUAACAAUGGCGAACCCAGCCAAGGCAGCGGCUCUCAAACCGCACCGCCGGUGAGCGUCGGCACUGACGCCAUGGACGUCGACAACACGACGGAAUUGCCAUUCCGCUCUGCACCACCGGCUCCCAGCAAUGGUGAACUGACACCCGCACAGGAGGGUGCCAAUGAGGAGGGUCUCACGGAUGAAGGUGUCAUGGAGGGCAUAUCAUAUCAGGGGCGACCGGUGCGAAAGCGCCUUCAGGACUGCAGCGACGCCUUGAGGAAGCAGAUUCUGGACCGUAGGCCGGACCUAUACCAGAAUCCUAUGAAGCUUUCCAGUGGCGAGGACAUUGACUUCGGCGACAUCUUCGAGCUUCGAAGCAACGACGUACCUUCCCAUCUGCCGAAAUGGGUUCGUGAACGCAGCAGACAAGUGUGUGUCCUCGGUUUCCGUGACACAGCAACCCCGGACGAGGCGGUCUUUCUGGUUGGCGCGAGUCUUCUAGCGGAGCCUAAAAAAGUCGAAAGCGAAGCCCAAACGCAAAACCAAUCGAAGAAGGGCAAGGACAAGGGCAAGGGCAAGGCUAAUGUCGACGAGGCUGGUCCGGUGAAGCCAAAAGUUGCCAAAGACGCUGUUAAGGCUUCGUUGCAUUUGGACUCCCAAACGCCGAACAUUCAGCUCACGACGCGGAAACUUGGUCAGGAGGCUGGCAAGAGUGACAUCUUGUCGACGCGUAUCUAUGGCAGCGACCUUGCGAUUGGCGAGGACGGCAAAGUCAUUAUCCAGAUGCGUCCCACUCUCGAGCACAUAAUGGCAGAAGCCUUCGAAGCCCCUGGCUACCUCGAAUCGGGCAAUGCCAGUAUGACUGAGGUCAAUACUCUUCGCGAAGAGGGUCGCCUGGUUGAGAUUUCCUUCUUGAUGGAGGAGAAGAAACAACGCGUCUGGACCGGUCUGCGCAGUAAAGAGAUUGACGAGAUUCGCACCCGGGGCCGGGCACUGUCGCUCAAAGAGAAGACGGCGACUCGCGACUUUACAGUCCAACAGCUCGACAAAGCUGAGAGGGUGUGUCUCUACUUUAGGGUCGAGAACGAGUCGCAGUUCGAUGCCUUUGCUCAUCUUUCGGACUACAUGCGACGCAUUUUCACCAUUGCGUGUCAUGGCCAGCACUACUGGUUCUACCGCCGGCAACUCCAACUGGGAGGUCUAAAAUCAGCAGACCUUGAAGAGAUUCCGCUGCCCAAGAUCAAUUUCGAGGUUCCCCGUUGGCUGGUGACUGAGUGGGAGUUUGACGAGGCCUGCGACGAGAAUGGGACGGUGUCGCACUCGAACCCCCGCCCGUACACAUGGCGAUAUCACCGGUUCUUCGACCAAUACCCGAACUCCAAUGAGGCUGCCUUUAUGCUCAAGCUGGGCAUUGAGAGUGAGGCUGCUCGUCAGCAGCGUGAUCUGCACGAACUCGUUCAGAGCAAAGACCAGGUAUACUUCCGGGGUCUUUUCAAGCACGUGGACCGACCUGGGACAUUUGUCGUUCAGAUCUUCCUGGCCGACAAUUCGGUUUUCACGGACCGCAAGCUCAAGAUGCCUAGCAUCGAUACUCGGAUCAAGCUUCAGAUUGAUCCAGUCGAUCCCUCGCACCCAACCCCGAGCAACAUGAAGACGUACCGUGGUGUGGUAUGCGAAGAUCUCUACAACAAUGGAGCUUCUUUCUGCUGCAUCGUCCGGGGUACCGAGGCCAUUUGGGGAGACAGCAAGACAAAGCUCAAUCCGACUGUCGAGCAGCCCGUGUACAUUAGCUACACCAUCGACACCGUCCCACAUGAGCGACAAAUGAUGUCAGUUCGACGGAUUCAAGAGAUUGAUUCUGAUCGGAAGCCUUUCGGGGUCGACAUGAAGGCACUUUUCCUUGCUGAUGCGACUCCUGCUCCGGAGACAAAUCACCUCGCCUUCAACACCGUUCCGGCCGAGCUGAAGAGGUUCGAGGAGUACAUCGACAAGCAGAAGCCCAAGCCGAACCACAUGCAGAAGCUGGGUGCCAUGGACACAACCCAGUCCAACUCGGGCAUAACCUGUAUCCAAGGCCCACCUGGAUGUGGCAAGACAGACAUUGUCAAAGUCAUUGGCAAUGCGCAAGUCCUUUUGGAUCGGAAGGUAAUGUACUGCGCUCCGCAGAAUGAGGCUGUUCUCAAUCUCUUCGAAACCUUCGAUAAGACAGCCAAGGCGAAUCCCGGAGUACCUCUCAACGACGAAGAGUACGUGCAUUUCACAGGUGCAUACCAGUCCAUCAACGACGCUGAGAAGCUCAAACUCACGAACGAGCUACUUCGCCAGGACCCUGGCAUGAGCGCGGAAGAUGCGGAAGUCAUGGUCAGCGGCCGCAACAUCUUGGUAGAGUACGCUCGCAUGUCUUUGGGUCGCCAAUCGGGUAUGCCAGAGCAUGACUGGACCUUUGGUACCAAACUCCGGACCAUGAUCGAACGAUGGGCUUCGCAAGAGCUGCACGUUGACUUUCCCAAUCGUCAGCAUUCGAGGGAAUACGUCAAGCACGUCAUGAAGCUGCCCGAAGUCAAGAACCGCGACGCGAAGAAGGAGUAUCUUGACUACAUUGGCCAGCUGGAGACUCUACUUGGGGCUUAUUACCUCAAGAAUGUCGUCAAGGUUGUCUUCUGCACCCUCUCGACGUCAGCGCACGCCCUCCUCGCCGCCAAUUUCACGCCCGACGAGCUGAUCAUUGAUGAGAGCGCCCACGAGUCUAUUGGUGGCAUAAUCACCCCAUGUGGUGUGUACUAGGAGUCGAUCAAGCACAUCACCUUCUCGGGUGAUCACAAGCAAGGCCGAGGUAUUUCUAUCUCUAGGGACUCGAACCUUGGGCACG
Messenger RNA from Cucurbitaria berberidis CBS 394.84, 3326 nucleotides. RefSeq lists its product as uncharacterized. The transcript has a single exon. Bases 446 to 3241 code for a protein of 931 amino acids. Lineage: Eukaryota; Fungi; Ascomycota; Dothideomycetes; Pleosporales; Cucurbitariaceae. Gene Ontology annotation, molecular function: helicase activity. The record is from RefSeq and is a predicted model, not a curated record.